AUGGCACCCCCCUCCCUGCCUGCUUCCCCUCUCCUCCCGCUAGAAACCUGUGCGUUGUGCGUUGGGGACUAUAAUGCCGCUGUCAGCGCCGGGGGGCUGGGGCAGAGGGAGCGCCAUACCCCGGUCACUGCGCGGGGAAGUUGCGCCGCGUUGCCAUGGGAUCUCCCCAAACCCAUUGAGUGCGUUAUAGUCAGUCCGCUUUUAUUCGUCUUUGUGAAGGAGGAGGGAAAAGGCGCUGUUACUUUUUUUUUUUUUCUCUUCUUCCAGAGGUUGUGGAAGGGGAGGGGGCGGUGGAGCAUCCGAGUGAGGGGUGGUACUCCAGCUUUCACAACCGAGAGGCGAGAGCGACAGAGCGCGUUCAACUUUAUCAGCAGCUGCAGUGGCAUGAGUGACCCUUAA
Molecule: messenger RNA, 399 nt
Organism: Knipowitschia caucasica
Lineage: Eukaryota; Metazoa; Chordata; Actinopteri; Gobiiformes; Gobiidae
Source: the annotation of a GenBank genome assembly